AAGGAAACAGAUUCUCUCCGAGAGCCUCCAGAAGGCAGGAACAAGUUAACGGUUGGCCACAACAAAGAUGGCGGCAGCGGCCUCACACGGCAACGGCAACGUCGACGCCAUUCAUCAACUAGCGCGAUAAUAUCAUAUAGUUCCGCCUUGCCGGUUUGACGUCACUUCCGGCCCCAGCCAGCGGCGUGCGCGCCCGUCUUCCGUCUUUGCGCUUGGAUGUGCGGACGGAAGUGAGUGGACUCGGAGUCGCGCGGAGGGAUUCCCAGGGAAUGCAGGGCAGCAACUUGGACAGGGCAGGCGGGAAGUCCGCGGCUGUUGUCGCAGUUGUGACUGAACCUCGGUUUACCCAGCGAUACAGGGAAUAUCUCGAGAAGCAGAAACUCCUGGAGAGACAGCACCGUGUGGAAAAGAUGCCGGAUGGCACCGUGGCGCUGCCGGUGCUGGGAGAGCGCCUCCAUGAGCAGCACCUGCGGGAGCUGAGGAAUCGUGUGGCUCCAGGCAGCACCUGUGUGCUAACGCAGCUCCUGAAUCCUGUUCUUUCAAAGAAGGCCCAGGCUUGUUCACCUGCCCAAAGGCUGUGUCUUGAGGUGAGACGCUGGGUAGAGGGCCGCGGAGUGACGUGGUCAGCUCAGCUGGAGGCUGAUCUGCCCCGAUCUUGGCAACGACAUGGUGACCUCUUGUUGCUGAGUGAGGACUGUUUCCAAGCCAAGCAAUGGAGAAAUCUGGAACCAGAACUCUGGGAGACGGUUGCCUCGGCCCUUGACGUCCAGCGUUUGGCCAAACGAGGGCGGGUGUCACCGGAUGGCACUCGAACUCCAGCAGUGAGUCUGCUGCUGGGCGACCAUGGCUGGGUAGAGCAUGUGGAUAAUGGGAUCCGAUAUAAGUUUGACGUGACCCAGUGCAUGUUCUCCUUCGGAAACAUCACCGAGAAGCUUCGUGUGGCAUCGCUGCCCUGUGCUGGAGAAGUGCUGGUGGAUCUCUAUGCAGGGAUUGGUUAUUUUACCUUGCCUUUCCUAGUUCAUGCUGGUGCUGCCUUCGUCCAUGCCUGCGAGUGGAACCCCCAUGCUGUAGUUGCUCUGAGAAAUAACCUUGAGCUCAAUGGAGUAGCUGAUCGAUGCCAGAUACACUUUGGGGAUAACAGAAAACUGAAGCUCUCAAGCAUUGCGGACAGGGUGAACCUGGGGCUGAUUCCCAGCUCUGAAGAAGGCUGGCCCAUUGCCUGCCAAACGCUAAGACAGGAUGCUGGAGGCAUUUUGCAUAUUCACCAAAAUGUGGAAUCUUUCCCAGGGAAGACUCUCCAGCCUCCUGGAAGCAGUGAAAUGGAAAAGGAGUAUUGGUCUUCUCCUCAGCAAAUGAUCACCAACCAGUUGAAAAAUGGAGCUGCCAGAGAUUCUAGGAGAAAAAUGCUGUCAGCCACCACCAAGCCAGAGUGGCAAAGGUGGGCGGAAGCUGCAGAAAGUCGAAUUGCCACUCUUCUUCAACAGGUGCACGGGAAACCGUGGAAGACACAAAUCCUGCACAUCCAACCAGUGAAAUCCUAUGCUCCCCACGUGGAUCACAUAGUCCUGGAUCUGGAAUGCCGCCCCUGUCCUCUAGUUGGCUAGAGAAGGUGGAUCCUGAGACAGGAGGAUCUACGUGUGAGUGGCCCUUAAAGCAUCAACUCAGGCUGGGGCCUCACCCCUCUUGUCUCCUGGUAAUCUAUUUUAAUAUUUUGUGGCCCUAAAAGCAGGCUCUAAAUCAAUACAUAUUAUUUCAUUUGUCUUCCGUUAACACCCUACAGAAUGAGCUACGUAUCUGGGAGAAGUAGUGUGGCUCAUUGAAAUGAGGCCUGGCUGUGCAGUUGUGAGUUCUGAAUUGUGACCUCAGUUCUAUCUAAUCUGGGGUACAUGGUUCCAGUAUUCCUUUGGCCUUGAAUUUUCUCAUUUGCAAAAUGAGGGAUUCUUGGCAAGGUCUCACAUGGCUGUCACCUAAUAAACAGUUAUGCACAGGGCAUUGGUUAUUUUAGAGUGAAGGACACAGUGCUGUUUCCAAAAUCACUGCAGCUACAGUAUGGAAACUCACCUGGAGUGGGGCCAGGAUGGAAGCAGGGAGACGGGCGAGGAGGCUUCUGUGGUGGUUCAGGCAUGAGAUGAUGGUGGCUUGGACUAGGGUGGUGGCAGUGAGAGAUGAAUGGAUUUGAGAAAUAAAAUCGAUGGGUCUACGCAGUGGGGUCCAAAGCAAGGCAUUCAAGUGGUGCUGCUUGGUUAUUAUGACUGACUAAAUUAGGGAUGGAAGAGGACAAAAAUUCCUCUAGUGUAUUACCUCCAUUCGUCUACUUUAGCAUUCCUAAAUGAGUAGGUGCGGGGAGGGUGUGUCUUAGGUUUAUCACAGUAGAGAAAGUGUUAAGAAUGACUGCUUUAAAUGACAGGGCAGGGAAACUAGAUUUCCAGCCUUAGCUUGUGCAGUAGCUGCCAAUUGCUAGCUAAUUUUUAAAGUUUGAAUUAAAAUCUUAGAUUUUUACAGGCCUGAGACUGCCUUUCCAUCUUCCUUCCCUGGCGGAGAACAUCAGGGCCAACAUAAGGAGCUCUAAGGAAUGUGAGAUGCUGUGCAGUUUUCCAAGCCUCCCCUUAUUUUAUGGCUGUCUGCCAGCGCCAUUGUUUACUGUUGGAAUGACUAAGUGUAAGGAAUCACUGUUUACCUUUAGGAUGACUAAUUGUCGAGAAUCAAUUUUCAGAGCUUUGUUUUGGUGCACUUUGAAGUCAUCUGGGCUUGUUUUCCUCUUGAAGGAAAUACAGAAAAGUGUGGCUUGGUAGUUCCCUGGUGGCCUAGUGGUUAGGAUUCUAGGCUUUCACUGCUGUGGCCUGGGUUCAGUCCCUGGUAGGGGAACUGAGAUCCCACAAGCUGUGUGGCGAGGCCAAAAAAAAGAAAAAGGAUAAGUGUGGCUUUAUCAUGAUUGUGAUUGUACCUGGCAUUUGUCUGGCUGCGGUUGGGCUGGGCUGCUUGUUCUUCUCUUGCAGCAGUGCCAAUAAGGACAGGAUUGGUGCUGCUUGUGUUGUUCUGAAAAUAUUAAAUGCCUACUAUCAACAUGAGCCACAGGAAAUAUGAAGAGGCAUUAGAUACUGUCUCUGAGGAGCUCCCAAGCUAGCAACAGACGUAACACAAAUGCUGAAAGAGUCACAACGCAGUAAGUGCCGUAUGAGUGAUAGCUCGUUGUAGAAGUGUAAAGGUGGGGAAGGAAAAAAAAGCUCUGAGAAUUGAAUGAGGAGGUCUUCAGAGAGGUAGUGUUUGAAUUGGCUCUUAAAAACUGGGUGAGAUUUUGUUAAGUGGAGUCAGGUGCUGGUUGAAGAGACUGACAGGUGCCAGAGUUUGGAAGCUCAGAGUGUUUGGAGCGUUGCCAUUAGAUUGGUUUGGAACAGAAGAAGCAGCGAGAGAUGUGCUGAAGAUGGGGGUUGCUGUAAGGAUUAAAAAGAACAGUGUCUUGUGCAGAGUAGGCCCCCAGGAAAUGUUGGCUAUCAUGUGACCCCUCACAAGGAGCCUGCUAGAUUCCAUUCCCAUCCCACAGAACGGCCUUCCUGCGUUUGCCUUCAUCAUUUCACACCCUGGGUUUCUUCUCACACCUGUGCCUACAGCGUUCUCUCCUCAAGCUAAAGAUGCCAGGCGGAGCUUGAGCCAAUCCAGGGGGAGAAACAAUGAGGAAGAUGAGUCAGGGAGCCGCAUGUCCAGGGGCUGAGGAGUUAGCUUCCUGCCAGAAGCUGUGGGAGAGGCAGCUGAUGUCACGUGCACCCAAAUGAAUUCAUUCAACUUGUUAUAGGUAUCAGGCCCUGAGUGUUAGUGGGGAAAGAAGAUUGACAUGGGCUCUGCCUUCGUGGCAUUUAGGUUCCACUCAUUCAGCUCCUGGCUCCUCUACUUUCUAUGUGACCUGAGGCAAGUCAUGAAUCUCUCAUGAUUUCGUUUCCUCAUCUGUAUGCUGCAGUUAACAAUUGAACAUAUCCUGAAGGGAGGUUGUUGGGUUUAAAUGAGUUAAAAUAUGUUAACUGUCAUCACAGUGACUGGUAUAUCGUGAAUAUUUCAGUCUUUGUAUGAGGGGAACUACCAUUUCCCAAUUAGGCUGUGAGGGAUUGCUGCACAUCUGCUUUACUUACAGCAGAAUGACUUUAUUUUGAAAGCCAUUCACUGGUUUAUUAGGAUGUUCUGUGAAUUUCCCCAUCAGGCACUGUGCGGAGGGCCAGGGACGUAGAGGUGAGUAAACCUGAGUCCUGCCCACAAUGGAAUCACCACCUGGUGACACGGACACAGAUGAAACAAUGUCAGUACUAUGUACUAAGUGCACAUAUAGAAACAAAUGGGUUUUUACAGGCACGCAUAGGAUCUGGGUUAUGGGAGGUGGAGAGGGUGGCUGGGAAGGUGGGAGCAGGGAUGCCUAAGUUGAGAGUUAAAGAGUGAGCAGGAGUUACGUGUGAUGGAAGAGAAUAAGGGUCCCUUAAGCCUUUUCUCCACCUGAGUAUAUCCAUUUACAGUACAGUUUUCUCCAAGCACCUGCUGGAUGGCCUGACCCGGAAGAGACAUUUAGUGGAACCAAGGGAAAAAGACUGAAGGGGUCAGGAGGCUCAAUGCGUCCUUACAAAUUCAAUCCAGGAAUUUGUAAAAGCUCUAAAGGCUUCCUUUGCGGGCAUUAGUAUUAGUUGCUGAUUAAUGUACCCACCUGAUGGAGAAGUUGGCAUUAAAAAACAAUAAUAAUGAUUUUAUCAAACUCCCUCGACCGUGAGCUGCUCUAUUCAUUCACUCCAUAAUUUUAAUAAAUUACUUGCAUGUAUUAAUACACGAGUAUAAUGUAUAUAUUUAAAAUAUACAAACAGAAAUUUAAAACGAUGAGACACAUAUAUAGAAAAAGCAUUUUUAAUUCAGUUUCUUCCACCCUGGGCACACGUGUGAGAAGAAACCCAGUAUAUGUCACUCUGAACAGCCUCAAGGUGCAGCCACUUCACAUGGGCAAGCCAUAAAACUAGUCAUUUUCAAACUAAACUAUUAUUUUAAAUGAUUAAAACUAUUUUCAUAUUUUUAAAAGCAUUUUUGAGUUUUGUUCUGGAAUACAGUUAGGUUACUUGGAAACAGUUUGGUCUUUUUGAGUCUUGCUUUUAAGCAUUUGUUAGAGCAGCAUAUAGUCUAGGAUUAAUUUUUUUCCAUUAUUGAAGCAGGACCUUUCUUCGUUCUCUGACGCCUUGUGAAUUAUGAGAUUUUCCACUCUUGCUGUACGUAGGAACAGGAAUUAUCCACCACCCUGUGCGGUGUGAGCUCUUGAGUAUUGUUUCCUAUUAUCCUUUCUGGUGGGUCUUUUGUUGGCUUUUGGUAGUUUCCUAUCAUGUGGGCUGAUCAUUACUCAGCUGAAAACUUUUAAGGGAACGGUCAGCAGAUCUCUGGAGUUCCCUCUGUGUGCGGCUUUUUCCUCUCUGGCAUUCUACCCUGUGAACUCUACUUACCUGGGCUCCCAGGACUCACCUCCUCACCUCAGGGAGUCAGACUGCUGGCCUCCACUCCAUCCUCAUGCCACAGCCUGGAAAACUUCUCCAGGCUGUAAGUUGGAGCAAUUGUAUGGCUCACCUGGUUUGUUUUCCACCUCUCAUGGACCAUUGCCCUUCAUUGCCUAUGUCCGAUGCCUUGAGGGCUGUUGUUUCAUAAAUUUUGUCAAUUUUUUUUAACUAUUUAGAAGUUUAUAAUAAUUGUUUUGACGUAAAUGUACUAGCUUUCACAGUCAUUAUUAUUGAUGAAAUUCACUCUAGCAAUAAUAUACAUACUUCAGCUGACAAUGUUUCAACAUGUAAAGCACAUAAGAAUUUCUUGCUACAAUUAUGUUUAGAAUUAUGUUAGAAUUACCUAUAUUAUAAAAUGAAUAUUAAAAUAUUAGCAAUGAUAUCUUUCUGAUUAGAUAUGAUAAUAACUUGCAAGAUUUCCUGACCAACAAUCACAAUUUCAGAGAGGCCAGAAACAGUGAGAAAAUAGGUAUUUGUCUCUUUGGGUUUUUAAAGGUCAAGGUUGAAUCCAAGGUAAGUAGAAAAUAUUGAAUAUGAGGCUAAAACUGAAUUUUGGUAUAACACACAUAUUAGGUAGGUAGGUAGAUACAGAUGGAUAGACUGUCCUAGUUUCCCUUUUUUUCUUUUAGUAAUUGAAUUUUAUUUUAAAAUCAAAGCUAAACGUACAGUUUCAAAAUUCAAAUAAAAGUAGCAAAACUUUAUGGGAAAAACAAAGCAGUUCUGCAGCACCAUGGUGAAGCAGCUGUCCUGCAGCUCCUUUCCCUUCACUUUGUGUGUCUACUUUCAGCACUUUCAAAUGGGCCUAUGUGCCAAAGGAGAUGCAGGACCUAACCUACAUGUACCAACAGGAGCCAUGAGAGUCUGUUGAACUGGGUGCUGAGGGUGUGGGAUGGGAAGCAGUUUGCAUUCAUAUAGGACAGAGAACAGUACUUGCCCACCCUUUAUCAUAAUAUAGUCGGAAGAGAUCUAGACCAUCUGAACCUUCCACGGAAUGUCACACUGACCUAUUACAUUCAUGACAUCAUUACUACUUGGGCCAGGUAAACAAUAAGUAGCUAGCAUAUUAUACUCCCAAGGAUAGGAAAUAAUCACUAAUAAGAACAAGCAACCUUUUACAUCAGUGAAAUUUUUAGGGUCCAGUGGUCUGCUUGAAUGUCAAGAUGUCUCCUUUGUAGUAAAGAACAAAUUUUUGCAUCUCACUCAUUUUAUCAAUAUUCUGCCACCAAGAAUGCACAUCAAGCUCCAGGCUUCUUUGUGGGAAUUCAGAACUUGAGAAUACUGCUCUGACUCAUAUACUGGGUGACUGGAAGGCUGCCAGUUUUCAGUGGGAUCCAGAGCACAUAAAGGCUCUGUAGCAGGUACAGGCUGCAGUGUAAUUAGCUGUACUGCAUGGGCCAUUCAAUACAGGAGAUUCUACGGGACAAGAGUAUCUGUGAUAAGCAUAGCAGCUAUGGGAGUUUAUGACAAGCUCCAACUGGAGAAUCGCAAGGUAGACUACUAGGUUCUGUAGCAAGGCCAAAGCAUCUGCAGUGGAGAACCACACGUCAUUCAAAAAUGGCUCCUUGCAUGCUGAUGGGCCUUGGUAGGAACUGAGCAUCUCAUGGGACAUCAAGUAACCCUUCAUGAGCUAGGUUUUGUCAGACCCACCAAGUCAAUCCAUCAUAAGGUGGAAGUGGUACACCUGGGAUCGGUGACAAGUAGGGCCAGGGGAAAUGAAUAGGUACAUAGGCAGGUGGUCCAGACUCCCGCAUCAUACGUAUAACUCUUGAACCAGGGUCCCUCCCUCAGUUCACAACUGUGGCUGCUUGAGAGGCUCUUUUGUCUAGCUGAUUCAGGACAAAAAAGCCCAAGCUAAGUUCACCGAAGGGUUUAUUGGAAUAUGGGCUCAAAACAAAAAUAGACUUUUGCCCUACAGCCCAAAUCAGGAGUCCUGUUAAAAGACAGGUGAAUUCUCCAAAAAGGCAGAAUUUGGGGCAGUAUUCCUGGUCAUCCACUUUGUGUGGAAAAAGAAGUGGUUUGAAGUAAGAAUAUAUCUUCUUGGCAAGUGGCAAAUAAGUUGGCUAGAUGAUUAGGGGCCUGUCAUGAAAAAGAUUAGAUCAGGGACAGGGAAACCUGGAGAAGAAGCAGUGGAGAAAUCUGCGGGAUUCGGCACAUGAGUAAAGAACUUUGUGUUGUAUAACAAUGCCUACCAGGGAUAAUCCACCACAGAACAGGCACUCAACAACCAGGUAAACAUACUUGGCCAGUAACUUAAGCAACCGCAGCCAUCAGCUGUCCCAGUACUGGCACAAUGGGCUCAUGUACAUUGUCAUGUCCCAGGGAUGCAGGUGAGCAAGAGGCCAACAGCAUGGCUUGCACUCACCAAGUGGCCACUCCCUCGUGUUCAGCACUGAGCCCUUGAUACAAUAGCAUCCCUCAAGGAAACCAAGCAGCUACUUGGUAGCAAGUUGAUUACAUCGGGCUCCUAUCCUGGAAGGACAGUGACUGACCUUUACUAGAAUCUUCCCGUCUCCAGGUAUGAGUUUGCCUUUCCUGCCCACAAGAUGUUGGCCAGACUACUUGUCCAAGGGUUUACAAGUGUUUGGUCCAUCAAUAUGUAUCCUGCAUAAUAUUGCCUUUGACCUAGGGACCUACUUUACAGCAAAGGACUGUUUCAUGACCAUGGGAUUCACUGGUCCUAUCACAUACUACAGAGUCUAGAAAAUGCUGGCCCGAUGGUGUGGUGAAAAAUCCUUUUGAAACUGCAGCAAAAGCUUGGAAGAUGUGAAGAUGGGAUGCUGUCCACCAGGACUCAGUAUACUAAAUCAAACUCAUUAUAUAGUGCCAUGUCCAGUAUAGACAGAAAGUGCAAGUCUGGGAAUGAAAAAGUAGAAAUAGAAUUCCCCUCGUAAGCUAAAUAAUGGCCCCCCAAAUACGUCCAUGUCCUAAUACCCAGAACCUGUGAAUAUGUGAUCUUACAUGGUAAAAGGGACUUGGCAGGUGUGAUUAAGUUAAGAUGGGGAGAAUAGCCUUGAUGAUCCAGGUGGACCCAAUAUAAUCUCAGAGGUCCUUGUAAGAGGGAGAUGGGAGCAAGUAGUAGGAGAUCUGAUGACCAAAGCAGGAGGAUGGAGUGAUGUAAGGAAGGGACAAUGAGCCAAGGAAUGUAGGCAGCCUCCAGAAAUUGAAAAAGGCAAACGGAUUCUCUCCCAAAGCCUUCAGGAGAAACGCAGCCUUGUUGACACCUUGAUUUUAGAUUUCUGAUCGCCGUAAUUUAAGAGAAUAAAUGUGUUGUUUUAAGCCACGAAGUUUGUGGUAAUUUGUCACAGCAGCAGCAGGAAAUUAAUACACCCACUUUCUGUCUCCACUGAUCCACGUGUUUCCCAUCCCCACAGCUCUGCUCUAGAGCAGCGCUCCCCAGCCUUUUUGGCACCAGGGACCGGUUUCGUGGAAGACAGUUUUCCCACGGACUGGGGGGAUGGUUCAGGCAGUAAUGCGAGCGAUGGGGAGCGAUGGGGAGCGGCAGAUGACACUUGCUCACUCGCCAGCCGCUCACCUCCUGCUGUGUGGCCCGGUUACUAAUAGGCCCGGGGGUUGGGGACCCCUGCUCUAGAGGGCUGGUUCCUAUCAGGGGAACUGUUUCAUCAGGAGACACAAUUAAUAGAUCCAUUAAACUUUAACCUACUGAGGUUUCCCAGUACUUUUAGGCUCCUUGUGCCAAGAGACCAGCAGACAAGAAAGAAUCACCAUCCUGUUUGGAGUAAUUGAAUCUGAUCAGGAGGAAGUGGAGUUACUGACAAUGAGGGCAGAAAGGAAUAUAUUUCACACUCAAUCCACUCAUCCACUAGGGUGUCUCUUUGAUACUUCCCUACCCAAUAUCAGGAGUAAAAUGGGCAACUUCCAAAAUGGCAGAAUAAGGACCUCUAAAAACUGGCUCUUCCAUAAAAAGCAAUGAGAACACUGGCAAAAAUUGUCAAAAUCAACCUUUUCAGAAUUCUAGAAACUAAAGGCUUGCGACAAUCUAAGGAGCAUUCAUUCAAGAAAAACAGCUAAGUCUUGAUUAAAAAGGAAAGCUUCUGGCUUUUUAACUUGCUCUAUUCCCACCCCCUCACCUCUAAUACAAUGUUAAAUUGUUCCUAAUUUUAGGGAGAAUGCCUCUACUGUGUUUCACCAUUAAGUUAUGCUGUCCUUAGGUAGUAUCCAUAGAGUCCCAUUAUAGUGCUGUUUUUAAAAAAUCAUCCUUUUCCCACUGCACUGUAGUUUCACUUUUAUGAUAAAUCAGGUGAUUGUAUAUGCGUGGGGCUAUUUCUAGACUUUCUCUUCUGUUCCAUGGGUCAGUUUUUCUAUCCAUGUACCACAAAUACCAUCUUGUCUAAAUUAGAGCCUUAGAAUAGGUCCUGAUAUGAUACUGUAAAUCAUUCAACUUUGUUCUUUAAGAUUGCAUUAGUUAUUCUUGACCUUUUGCAUUUUCUUAUGGAUUUUAAAAUCAGCUUGUCAAUUUUUUGAAAACAAAUCCUGCUGAGAUUUUUUUGGGGGGAGGAAUUACAUUGAACCUAUGAAGUAAAACUGACAUCUUUGCAAUAUUGCAUCUUUCACCUUGAAGCUUUUGUUCUACUCAUUUGGGUGUAGCUAUGAAAUGAGAAGUGAUUAUCAGAAGCCUGGAUGACAGGAUCCCGUCCAGGGUGAAGGAUCCUAUAUUUCCCAUCUGUCGGAGGGUUACUAUAUACAUCUCCUCUAGGUUCCCUGCCUUGACAGGUGUUUUUAACUUAGUAUUACUUGUACUCUUCCUCUCAGCAGUAUCUAAUCCCUCAGAUUAUUCUUAACCAUCACCUUAGAUGAUGAACAUAUUUGAGCCUAUCAUAUAUUUAUAUCCUAAUAUAAAUUCAGUACUACUGAAUGGUUAUCACAUAUAACAACCCAAACUAAUAAACAGUAUCUUCACAGUACUAACACAGUAUUGUGUUAGUAUCAUAGGGGUUCCAAUGAGUAUUUCUCCUAUAAUCUGUUUACCAUAUACCAUACUAAGUACUUAAAACAUAUUGUUUUAAUUUGUGUAACAAGCAUGAGCAAUUACUUGCAGAGGAUCAGAUCUUAGGCUGUGGAAUCUGAAAAGUGUGAGUUAGAAUCCUGCCACUCUUAAUUGCCUGUGUCCUUGGACAGGGUUGUGGAGGAUUAAAUUGGAUAAUACAUGUUAUAUGUUUUGUAUCUUAUCUGACAUUAUUAACCUUUUUUUCUCUUUUUCCCAGAUGAGGAUACUGAAGAUUAGAGCUUAAAUACAUUGUCUAGAGACAGAGAACUAGUGAGAAGCAGAAGUGGGUAUAUUUGUAUCCAGUAUUGUUCUGACCUUGUCACAGCGAUCACUUUUCAAGUUUUACAUGUACAGCUCAGCCUUUCUAUUAGCUGCAACCUCAGUGUUGGUAAAUUAUUAUGCUGC
Messenger RNA from Balaenoptera acutorostrata (minke whale), 10917 nucleotides. RefSeq names its product tRNA methyltransferase 12 homolog (gene TYW2). The record is from RefSeq and is a predicted model, not a curated record. Gene Ontology annotation, cellular component: cytoplasm. The transcript is spliced from 3 exons. NCBI's taxonomy places the organism in Eukaryota, Metazoa, Chordata, Mammalia, Artiodactyla, Balaenopteridae. Bases 270 to 1604 code for a protein of 444 amino acids. Gene Ontology annotation, molecular function: tRNA methyltransferase activity. Gene Ontology annotation, biological process: tRNA methylation.